AUGCUCACGAAAUCGAGUCCCCAGGCGCUGGAGAAAGAGAUCUCUGAUCUCGAAUAUCGUCUACAGAAUGCCAAAGCUCGUCUAGCGGUGGCCUCCGGUCAGGAAACUGGCGGAGAUUCAUACUUGCCUCUUCCCCAGGGUAUGCGAAAGGAGUUACCAGACAUUGCGGCGACCACUGCUGACUUCUUUUUUCCAGAUACGGUCCCAUUACUUUCCAGUCAUGCCUUAUUUCUCCUAUCAGACUCUGCCCUCCCACUGGGUUCAUUUGCCUAUUCUAGCGGUCUCGAAUCUUAUCUCGCGCAUAAUAAACCCCUCCCUCCAAAGGUCACACCUACCGCUUCCUUCCACCGCUUUUUAAAACUAUCCAUCACAUCAAUGGCAAGCACGUCAAUACCAUACGUUCUCGCAGCAUACCGACAUCCAGAAGACCUAGAAACAUUGGAUAACGAUAUGGAUGCGUCCACGCCCUGUGUAGUGGCGCAGCGAGCGAGUAUUGCGCAAGGGAGGGCUUUGAUCGGUGUUUGGGAACGGGCAUUCCGAGGGACGUAUGCUUCUGGGCCAUUCUUAGCAGGCGGCUCUGCUGCCAAGGCGGUCGAGGCCAUUGAGGACUUCUCAGACGCCCUGAAGUCGUGUUCUGACACAGCAGAUGACUUGGGUCCCAAGGGUCACUUUGCACCCUUGUGGGGUAUCGUUUGCCUGGCUAUGGGCAUGGAUGCUCGCCAGACAGCGUAUGUGUUCAUGUUGAACCAUGCGAAGGCAGUCUUGAGUGCUGCGGUGCGCGCCUCCGUGAUGGGGCCAUAUCAAGCACAGGCUAUUUUAGCCAGUAGAGGCCUACAAGAUAUGAUAAUAGAACGGAUAGACCGAGAGUGGGAUACGCCCGUAGAAGAUGCGGGUCAAGUUGUACCUCCAUUAGACCUUUGGGUCGGACGGCAUGAACUCUUAUACAGCAGGAUAUUUAAUUCAUAA
Aspergillus bombycis is the source of this 966-nucleotide messenger RNA. RefSeq names its product urease accessory protein UreF. Bases 1 to 966 code for a protein of 321 amino acids. Gene Ontology annotation, molecular function: nickel cation binding. The transcript has a single exon. NCBI's taxonomy places the organism in Eukaryota, Fungi, Ascomycota, Eurotiomycetes, Eurotiales, Aspergillaceae. The record is from RefSeq and is a predicted model, not a curated record.